AUGCCUGGUCCUCCUCCUCCGCCGCCUCCGCCACCGCCGUCUCUGGGUCCAAAACCUGUUUCAAAACCUUCAUCUGCUCCUUCAGCUACUGCAGGGAGAUCGGCCUUGCUCUCCGAUAUCCAAAAAGGAACAAGGCUCAAAAAAACUGUCACCAAUGAUCGAUCAGCACCGAUUGUCGGUGGAAAGACGGCAAAUGCUCAACGGGAAGAGCCCGCAAACCCUUCAGGGGGGAAUGAUGUUAAGCCGAAAAUGGCCACCGCUGGAUUAGGCGCUCUGUUUGCUAAUGGAGUUCCACGAAGACCAAGUGAAGCCAAGGCUAUGAAAGCUGCUGGUAUGUUUAUCUAUUUUAUGCAUUUAUGUUGUUAGUGUUUCCUGACGGGCAAGAAAUUUUAGUUACGUCUGCUCCAACUCCGACUCGUGGUCCCGAACCUCCAUCAAUGAAUAAACCUACGCCUCCAAAACUGCCGGGGUAGGUUGACAGUUUCUUAUGUAUAUUUACAAUUUAGUGCUUCUUCUACGCCAGCAGCUCCAGCGCCACCUUCAAGUAGGCUGAAGCCUGUGAUCGCAAACAGCGCUCCAGUUCCUCCACUGCCAAAACCCGAACCCAAAGCCCCGACCACACCCAUAUCACACAUUCCCACUUCAUUUCCGGCCAUCCAGCACCAAUCGCCAGUCCAAUUUCGAUCAAAUGCUGAGGUGAAAUCUUCAGAGGUGAGUUUUCAUCCAUAUAUUUAUAUAUAGCUAUAUAUUGUAUAUAUUUUUUUGGAUAACGUGUUUAUUUAAGGCUUCUCGUCCUAUUCACCGACCCGGAGCUCCACCCCCUCCACCUCCAAAAGUCCCACCAAGCAAUAAUCAUGCUCCGAGAGCUACUCCUUUCCAUGAGGCGAAUCCUUUACCUGUUCGGCCCGCGCCACCAGUCCCGAAGAGUACUCCUGUUGAAGCAAAGGAUGCUCCUCCUCCACCACCACCGCCCAGAAUAGCAUCUUUCAUCGACUCAAAUGAACAUCGGUUCCAUUUCAUUCCCAUACACGACCUUCCCCCGCCACAGAUGUUCACUGGGUUCCAUAAAGAAUACCAAAAUAACUAUCGUCCUUCGCCAACUGCUUCAUACUAA
Bursaphelenchus xylophilus (pine wood nematode) is the source of this 1114-nucleotide messenger RNA. The record is from the annotation of a GenBank genome assembly. Lineage: Eukaryota; Metazoa; Nematoda; Chromadorea; Rhabditida; Aphelenchoididae.